UCCAAAAUCCUCCUCAGUCGAAUUCGCGUCGUCGAGGCAAGAGCAUUGCCCGUGGCUCAAGGUUUGACAUGCACAGCUGGACAAUCGGACAUCGCCUAGCCAUCCAGAGCUGAAGCUAAAUCCGAGCAAGGGAAGUCGGGAUUGGGAAUCAGAAUCGAAAUCGGAGGAGAUGCAGAUUACCCUGGUGGUGGACUUACGCUGAGCCUGCAGCUGCCUUCUUGCUCCAAAGACUUCAUCCGUGUUUUCGUCGUUGUUGUUGUACAGUUUUUCCGCCGUGGAAUUUGUCGAGGCGGAAAAGCGAGAAGAAGCAGCGACGCGAAGCCCUCAAAGUGUCGACGAAAAUCGUUAAAAAAUAGAAAAACACACGGCGACUAUGUCACGACGCGCUUGAAGAGCCCCAUCCUCGCCGAGGGAGAUAUUGAGAUUGAGCGAGAUCCACACCUCAGUAGGCACUACUUCGCCACCCACACCGUAAAUCUGCGCCCACCCACAGGAAGCUCAGGAUUCGCAUGGACAAAGGCACAAUGAAGCGCAAGCAGCGGAGAUACAGAACCACAUUUAACACACUGCAACUGCAGGAGCUGGAAAGGGCGUUUCAGCGAACGCACUAUCCGGACGUGUUUUUCCGGGAGGAGCUGGCCGUGAGGAUCGACUUGACGGAGGCAAGGGUGCAGGUAUGGUUCCAGAACCGGCGGGCCAAGUGGCGCAAGCAGGAGAAGAUCGGUGGCCUUGGCGGAGAUUAUAAGGAGGGAACGCUGGAUCUCGAUGUGGCCUACGACGAUAGCGCUGUGCUGGGCCAACUGGAUAGUGCACUGGGUGGAGGUGGAACCCUAUUGCCGGAUACUCCACCGCAAUCCUCGAACUCCCUUGAUAAUGAACUCAAGGCCUCCUACGGCACGGGGGUCAUGUCGCCCUCCAGGCUAUCGCCGAAUAUAUUUCUCAACCUCAACAUUGACCACCUGGGACUGGAAAGGGGUGGCAGCGGCCUCUCCAUGGAGUGGUCCACAUAUCCUCCUCAAACGCAAGCGCAUACACAACCGCAGAUGGACUCCGAUAAUCAGCUCCAGCAGCACCCGCCUCAACAGCUUCCAUCCGAUCCGAUUCACGCCGAGAGUUCGAGUCAUCACCACCAGCAGCAGCAGCAGCAGCAGCAGCAGCAGCAGCAGAAUCCCCAGCUUCAUCCGGGUCUUGAGUUCGCUGCGUCGUUGAGCUUGGACAUGACCGAUGGCUCCUCCGCCUACGACGAGAUGAAGUUUCUCAGCGUGGACGUGGACCAAUUCACGAUCGACAGCUUCAAGGCGGACUGCAUUCUCAGCAUGGAGCAGUCCCAGAUGCAGGUCUACGGGACGCACUCCCAGCUGGUCGGAUCCUCCAAUGAACUGUGUCUGGAGGGGAUCGGCAUGCCCUCCUUCGGCAUGGAGGAGGGCGAGCCGAAGACGCCUCCUUCUCUUUUGGUGCUGGACAAGUCGCUGCCCUCGUUGAGCAUAGGAGUCGAAGGAAUCGCUGAUCUUGUAGAGCAACUGCAUCAUCACCAGCAUGAGGGCGGCCCAGUGGGGGGUAGUGUCAUCACUAGCGACGUUUUGUGAAUCCAACUUAGGCGAAUUCUCUGCAGUGUAACGUAUUUCUAUAUAAAGGAAAUCCAAGCUCCACUUCCUAACCUACUGCAAGAAAAGUGUGGAUCGGGGGAGGGGAAGUGCGAAACCUGCGCUAGUUAUAUUUUUGUUUUCUAGUCAAUGUUAAUGCCUAAGUUCAAGACCAAACAAGGUCGCCACACUUGACUACAAAUAUUUGGGAGCUCGGUUUACGAAAAUGUUAGUACUAAAUAUUAGUUUUUCAGAAGUUGUAUUACUUACGUACUGGAAAUGUGUCUUGACUAACAGAAAAGUGGUUUACUGUAAAUUAAUGAUUAAAAAUUUAUAGCAUUUGAAUACAAAUUUCUGAUUUAAAUAGAGUAACAGAAUUGAAAUAUAA
Messenger RNA from Drosophila yakuba, 1971 nucleotides. RefSeq names its product homeobox protein orthopedia (gene Pph13). The coding region runs from base 510 to 1586 and encodes 358 amino acids. The transcript has 3 exons. Gene Ontology annotation, molecular function: RNA polymerase II transcription regulatory region sequence-specific DNA binding; DNA-binding transcription factor activity, RNA polymerase II-specific. Gene Ontology annotation, biological process: regulation of transcription by RNA polymerase II. The record is from RefSeq and is a predicted model, not a curated record. NCBI's taxonomy places the organism in Eukaryota, Metazoa, Arthropoda, Insecta, Diptera, Drosophilidae.